This is a messenger RNA of Chionomys nivalis (European snow vole), 3142 nucleotides long. It is a transcript of the gene Rpl7l1, whose product is annotated as ribosomal protein L7 like 1. Gene Ontology annotation, molecular function: structural constituent of ribosome; RNA binding. Gene Ontology annotation, biological process: maturation of LSU-rRNA from tricistronic rRNA transcript (SSU-rRNA, 5.8S rRNA, LSU-rRNA). The transcript is spliced from 6 exons. NCBI's taxonomy places the organism in Eukaryota, Metazoa, Chordata, Mammalia, Rodentia, Cricetidae. The coding region runs from base 240 to 1007 and encodes 255 amino acids. The record is from RefSeq and is a predicted model, not a curated record. Gene Ontology annotation, cellular component: cytosolic large ribosomal subunit.
CGCCCGGUUCCAGGCACUGCAGCCUAACUGGCUCUUGAUGAAUGUCAUAGAUUCUAGACAGCUUCGAAGGAAUGCGAAGGAAACUGGGAUUUUGGGGGGUGAUUCAGGACUAGCAAGACCAUUUCUCGGAAGUUCACAGCGAGUAGGGAUCGCAGACUGCCUGAGUCCUCCAGAGUGAGCGAGAGCGGCAUCUCUAUGAUCAAGGAGCCAUAGAGCGGGCCUCUCUUUCCUUCCUGCGCAUGAGCAGUAGCUGUAGAGCCGGAAAGAUGGCGGAGGAAGGAGAAAGAAAAAAGAUCCCUUUGGUUCCAGAAAAUCUCCUGAAAAAGAGGAAGGCUUAUCAGGCCCUCAAAGCCACCCAGGCAAAGCAGGCACUUUUGGCAAGGAGGGAGGGAAAAUCAAAACAGUUCAGGUUUAAGCGACUGGAGUCAUUCCUGCAUGAUUCCUGGCGGCAGAAGCGUGACAUGGUGCGAGUCCAGCGACUAGAGGUGAAGCCUCGUGCGCUGGAAGCGCCUGAUAAACACUCCCUGGCCUUCGUCAUGCGCAUUGAAAGGAUAGAAGGAGUGAGUUCACUGGUACAGAACACCAUAGCAAAACUUCGCCUGAAGAAAUUGUUCAGUGGUGUCUUCAUCAAUGUCACCCCUCAGACUGUAAGAAUGCUGCGUACAGUGGAGCCGUAUGUGACCUGGGGAUUUCCAAAUCUGAAAUCUGUCCGGGAACUCAUCUUGAAACGUGGACAAGCGAGGAUUAACAAUAAGACUGUCCCUCUAACCGACAACACCGUGAUUGAGGAGCAUCUGGGGAGAUUUGGUGUCAUUUGCCUGGAAGACCUCAUCCAUGAAAUUGCCUUCCCGGGGAAGCAUUUCCAAGCGAUCUCUUCAUUCUUGUGCCCAUUCCACCUCUCUGUGGCCCGUCACGCUACCAAGAACAGAGUGGGGUUCCUCAAGGAGAUGGGCUCUCCUGGCUAUCGGGGUGAACGCAUCAAUCAGCUCAUCCGCCAGCUGAACUAAACUAGGACCAGGUGCGACUGUGCUGCAGACUGCUCUCGCUCCCUCCCUCCUUCCCUCCCUGCCCCUCCCUCCCCCACUGUAAACCUUUGCACAUGCCCCCCCACAGUGCUCAUGUGGAGGUCAAGGACAGUGUGAGAGGGGGGAGUUGGUUCUUUCCUCCCAUUCCUCAAAGAUCAAAGCAGUUUGUCUCGGUGACAAAAGGCCUUUCUUACUGAGCCAUCUUGUCAGCCCUUGGUCUGACUUUUGAUGGGUCAUGCUUGUCCAUUAAAAGUCCCUUUGUGAGCUGUAGGUAUAAUUAGUGGUAAGUCCUAGCACCACUGGAAUACAAGUUCUUGUGUGUGCCAGUCCUUGAGAGUCGUGUUCAAAUGGGAAUGAGGGUGCUGACCUGGGAAGGGUCAAUGCCUGAUGAAGACAUGAAUCCCUGACUGUUAGGUUACAGCUAGAAAACUGUUGCUGUUGUUUGGAAAGGAUCUUAGGCUGGUUGGUCCUUUGUGUUGCUGCCACCCUUGCUCUCCACACCAGGUCAUUGUCUGCCUUGAUGCAGUUGUGCUUCCCUCCCUAGGAUUCCAGAAGACUGCAUUGAAGUGUGCAUUUGUUCAUUAAAAUUAUCAGUGUCUUCAAAGAAGACUGUUUUCUGCCUUCAAAACCUGGAAGAAAAAAAAAACCUGGAAGGAAGUGGUCGGCAGAAAGACAGCAGGGUGUGAGCAUUGGAAACAGCACAGCCCCGUUUUAUGGGAAAGGAUGUUCUCCACAGUGGCUGCCCCUGCCUCUGAAUCAUUGCAGGCCAUGGAGGAAAGAGUUGCCCUACUUUGUCCUGCCUGAUAUCUUGGUGUUUAAUGUUGAGGGGGCAAAUAAUCCAAACAUCCCUCCCACCCCUUCCAGUUCUCAGAAGGCCGUGGUCCAGACCCGGGGGCAUACUUGAGUCUGGAAAAAGGAAGUCUUGUUUCUUGUAUUGUGUUUUUGUCAGUGCCGGUGGCUUUGUUUGUUGUUUGUUUAGGACAGGGUCUCACUGUGUAAACCCGGCUCAUCUUAAACUCCAUAGCAAUCCUGCCUCAUCCUCCUAAUGCUGAGGUUAUAGGUGUGCGCCCCCAGCCUGGGAAUUUACACCUCAGACGGAAAUGCAGUUAGGAAGGUAGCGAAAGCUUUGCUUAGUCUGUGCUGUGAGGCCAUGUUGCAACUUCAGUUUGUUUGUUUGUUUUUUGUUUUUCGAGACCGGGUUUCUUUGUGGUUUUGGAGCCUGUCCUGGAACUAGCUCUUGUAGACCAGGCUGGUCUCGAACUCACAGAGAUUCGCCUGCCUCUGCCUCCCAAGUGCUGGGAUUAAAGUGUGCGCCACCGCCGCCCGGCUUCAUGUUGCAACUUCAGUGUCAGCUUUGGUCAGGCUUACCUGUCCCUGAGUCAGUGAUGGCAUUUGUACCCUGACCAGUUUAAGACGGGUUCUCUAGGCUACGAAGACACACACACUCCCACUGUGCUGGAACUCUGUGGUGGUGACACCCUCUUGGCACCGGACCUCUUCUAUGAGGAUGCAUAUGAGUGUGCAUUCUGUUCUAGAGGAGAUUGAAGUUUAACCUUGCUUGUUUCCUGUCCAGAACUAGUGCUGAACUGGGCCUGGUGGUGCAGCCCUUUAAUCCCAGUGCUUGGGAGCAGAGGCAGUUGAGCUCCUCAGCUCGAGGACACACACAAACCGACCUCCUCAUCAUCAGCCUUUCCUUACAACCCACACAGGGCUUCACAUUCUUAACAGUUCCUUCCCUUGGGCUUUCCUGGAACCUCACUGUGAAGCUGAGUUAGAAAGAGGAAAACAUUUUAACCGUGCCUCAAUGCAUGCUGGUUACAAGGUCGGCGGGUCCCAGAAUCUGCCAGAGGUCAAUGUAACUCUGCUGCUGUAGAGCACUGGGAGAUGAGGUGACCAAAAAUGCAUUACAGUUAUGGAGAUGCUCAUGCAUGCCAUACUAAAUGAGGGAACAUAUGAAGUGCUCGCCUACUACGUGAGGCCCUGAGAUCUAUGCUAAGGGAGCAUGGCUUCCCUUUCUGCCCUACAAGGUGGAACUAGUAUCUUCCCAAAUGUCUGCCUUGCUCAGAAUUUAAAGCAAGUUUUUAAAAUAAUUAAAAGAUUAUUUUAAGGUUUAUUGU